Messenger RNA from Drosophila subobscura, 399 nucleotides. RefSeq names its product protein Turandot X. The record is from RefSeq and is a predicted model, not a curated record. The transcript has a single exon. Lineage: Eukaryota; Metazoa; Arthropoda; Insecta; Diptera; Drosophilidae. Bases 1 to 387 code for a protein of 128 amino acids. Gene Ontology annotation, biological process: immune system process.
AUGAGGGUUCCGCUGUUCCUGAUCGUGUGUCUGGUGUGCUCCGCCAAGGCGCAGCAGCACGAUGCUCGAUACGAGGCCGAAAAGAUCAGGAUACUCGAAAUAUAUAAUAAUCCUGCAGUAGAUGCCGCUACUAAGGAAAGGAACAUUCCAACACUAAUCGACUUUUAUACGCACCACUCGGAUCGCAUCCAGCUGCCCGAUGAGGAUAGACGACAAUUCGAUGAGUUCAUUGGCAAAUACACUGAGUCCAAUUCGAAGUUGGUGGAUGGAGUUCCAGCUCAAGGAGGUUGGGUUGGUUCCCUUCUGUCCACAACGGUUGGCAACUUGAUAGCCAAGCUCAUCUAUAGGCUCAUCACACAAGAUACAACGACGCCUAAAUCAAUUUGAGCCCACAGCCAA